Messenger RNA from Parnassius apollo (apollo), 810 nucleotides. Lineage: Eukaryota; Metazoa; Arthropoda; Insecta; Lepidoptera; Papilionidae. The record is from the annotation of a GenBank genome assembly.
AUGUCGAUAAUACGUAGAUCACCCCCAGGAAGUAAAGUGCAUCAAGUGUCGUCGGAGAGUAAUAUUUCAAACAUUGAACCUGAAAAUCCACUGAAUUAUGUAGGGAGGAGACAGAAAAGACCCAGAAAUGAAGAUCAAAGGAAAGGUAUUGAUGAUUCCCUCAAAGAUGAACUAUUAUCCAUGCUCACCAAUUGGAAGAAGGAUCAAGAUCUUAUUUUGAGUAAAUUGUGUUCAGAUAUUGCCGAACUUAAGCAACAAAAUGCCAACAUUCAGUCAACUAAUAUUGAAAUGGAAAGGGCGUUAACGUUCAUAUCCACACAGUAUGAAGAUAUGAACACUAAAAUUAUCAAUUUAGACCGUGAACGAAAGGAAAAUCAUAAUUAUAUAUUGAGUCUGGAAAAUAGAUUAGAAGACGUGCAAAAAAAGCUUAAGUCCACAGUCAUCGAGUUCCGUAAUUUACCUACUCCAGCACAAAACAUAAAGCAAGAGACACAACAAGACUUAUGUGAUCUGGUUCAAAAGAUUUGCGAUGUUUUAAAUGUUAAUUUUCACCCAUCCGAGAUAAAAGAUAUCUGCCGAAUUAAAAUCAAAGCCGGAGACAUUAACGACGAGUUUCAUUCUACAAAUACUUUAGAUUAUCUUGAUCUACUUGUUCAUCAUGGACUUCUUCCUGGUCACAACUUCCCAACUCAUGGUACUACCAGUCUUGAUCACGUUAAUUUAAAAACUGCUUUUUCCGCUAAAGGUUUUAGUUCUGGAAACUACUGUUACAGACCACUUUGCCGUUAUGUUCACCCUCUCAAAAAUUAA